AUGCACACGCCGGACACAAAGCCCGAUCCUGUCGUGAUGGUCGAGUCCGCCAACGCCAAAGAGGAGGCCCUCGACUCGGAGCUUUUCUCGCCUGAGGAGGAGCGUCGUUUCAGCUACGACAAGGGCAUCAUGAGCGCGGCCACGCAGUUUGACUUUAAUGCGGAUCUCGGUCUCACGACAAUUGUCGGCUACACCGAAACAGGCACCCCCAUCACCAACAACCAAAAGUACGCCAACGCCAGCAUGAUGUUCUAUGUCGGCUACCUGAUCGGCACCUACCCGCAAAUGUACCUGACGCAGCGCUUCGGCGUCACGCGCGUCAUCUCGCUGUCCGUCCUCGCCUGGGGCGCCAUUGUCAUGGCCACGAGCGCGUGCUCCAACUAUGCGGGCAUCAUGGUGGCGCGUCUGUUCCUGGGCAUCAUGGAGGCGGCCGUCGCGCCGGCCUUUACGGUGCUCGUCACGUUCUGGUGGACGCGCGAGGAGCAGGCCCUGCGCACCAGUCUGUGGUACUCGUGCGUCGGCAUGGCCACGAUGCUGUCGCCGCUCAUCAACUACGGCAUCGGGCACGGCGUGCACGGCGCCCUCCACGAGCCGUGGAAGUACAUGUUCCUGAUCGUUGGCGCCGUGACGGUCGCGUGGUCGUUUGUCCUCGCCGUCUUCUUGCCCGACACGCCGCUCAACUGCGCGCGGCUCCGCGACGACGAAAAAGCCCUGGCCGUGCGCCGGCUCGCCCGCAACAACGCCGGCACCGUCAGCCGGCAGUUCAAUGCCGCUCAGUUCCGCGAGGCCUUUUUGGACUACAAGACGUACAGCAGCGCCCUCAUCAUCCUGCUGACGGGCGUGCCGUCGGGCGCCAUCGGCACGUUCGGCACCAUUGUCAUCAACGGCUUUGGCUUUGACCAUUUCGCGUCGCUCGCCCUCACCAGCCCCAUUGGCGCCAUCACGGCCCUCUCCAUUCUGCUGGCCGGCUACGUCACGCGCCGCUGGCUGGGCCUGCGCCACGUCAUCAUUGUCGCUCUGGCCCUCGUCUCGAUCACGGGCACGCUGUUUUGCUGGUUCGGGCCGCGCAGCAACCGCGGCUUUCUGUUUGCCGGCGUCUUCUUGCUGGCCGUGCAAGUCGCGGCCGGCGGCCAGGCCGUGUCGCUGGCGGCCUCCAACACGUCCGGGCACACCAAAAAGGCGACCGUCAGUGCAUCCACGUUCCUGGGCUACUGCAUCGGCAACAUUAUCGGGCCCCUCAUCUUCGGCGCGUCGCCGGGCCCGCUGUACCAUGCAGGCUUCCUGGGCAGCUUUAUUUGCCUCGUCUGCGUCGUGGUCAUCGCCAUCGUCGCCUACAUUCUGCUGCGCCUCGAGAACCGCAGGCGGGACCGGCUGGCCAUGGCGGGCGGUGUGCGGCGGCACACGAUUGACGAGGACCUGACGGACAAGCAGAACGAGGACUUCCGGUAUGUCUUGUAG
Sporothrix brasiliensis 5110 is the source of this 1458-nucleotide messenger RNA. RefSeq lists its product as uncharacterized. The record is from RefSeq and is a predicted model, not a curated record. Lineage: Eukaryota; Fungi; Ascomycota; Sordariomycetes; Ophiostomatales; Ophiostomataceae. Gene Ontology annotation, biological process: transmembrane transport. The transcript has 2 exons. Gene Ontology annotation, molecular function: transmembrane transporter activity. The coding region runs from base 1 to 1458 and encodes 485 amino acids. Gene Ontology annotation, cellular component: membrane.